AUGACCUCGGUAUCGCUUCCAGCAUCUGCACCGUUCCCAGUGACCGUGACGGCGAUUGCCUGUCGACCUGGCGAAACCGUGUCUCGAUAUGCUGUUUUGCUCAAGUAUAGAUACUGGGAUUACCAGGAGGACCCCAACUCGAAAGAAGAAAAUCCACCAAAAAUCCGUGUGGAGAGAAUCGGUCUGUUUGAGAGCCCUAUAGAGGGCGAAAUCACCCUGAUGGAUGUUAAUGUGGGCGAGGAAAUCACCCACAGCGGCAUAGAAGUGUGCUCUAUUCGGGAGCCUUGCACCCACGACGUGCAAUACGGUGGUUUGUGUGCUCUCUGUGGAAAAGCCGUGGAGGACGAGAAGGGCUACACUGGAUACAAUUACGAAGAUAGGGCCACGAUAGCCAUGUCCCACGAUAACACGGGGCUUCGUAUCAGUUACGAUGAGGCGACCAAGAUCGAACAUAACGCGACUGAGCGGUUGGCCAAGGAAAAGAAGCUUAUUUUGGUGGUUGAUCUUGACCAGACAGUCAUCCACGCUACGGUGGACCCCACGGUGGGCGAAUGGCAAAAAGAUCCUCAGAAUCCAAACUACCCCUUUGUCAAGGACGUGCAGUCGUUCUGCCUUGAAGAAGAGCCAAUUGUGCCUCCAGGCUGGAUGGGCCCCAGACCAGGACCCACGAAAUGCUGGUACUACGUCAAGUUGCGUCCUGGACUCAAGGAGUUUUUGGCGAACGUUGCUGAACGCUACGAGCUUCAUAUCUACACAAUGGCCACGAGGAACUACGCUUUAGCCAUUGCCAACAUCAUCGACCCCAAGGGCAUCUACUUUGGUGAUCGCAUUUUGAGUCGUGACGAGAGCGGCUCAUUAACGCACAAAAACCUCAAACGACUUUUCCCUGUUGAUCAGCUGAUGGUGGUGAUUAUUGACGAUAGAGGCGAUGUAUGGCAAUGGGACCCCAAUCUUAUCAAGGUCGUUCCGUACGAUUUCUUCGUUGGCAUUGGCGAUAUCAACUCCAGCUUUUUGCCCAAGAAAAAUGGCCAACUCGUGGGUCCUACAAAAAACAGAAAGAGCCUUGCUCGACUCGAAGAGGCCAUGGGCGACGACAAGAAAGACGAAAAACCGGCCGAAAUCGACGAUCGCCUCCAGAACUCAACACAAGACAGUGAAAUGGAUGACGGCAGUGACAGCGAACCAGGAAGCAGCCAGUCAAAGGCAGAAGAAGAAGACCAACCCACAGAUCUUGGCAAAAAUGGUCUGGAAAGCUCUGCCACGCCAAACUCAAGAUCCUCAUCGCCAGACGAAACCGGCGACUCAGACUCUCAUGAUUCAGAUUCGGAGAGCUCGUCACCAGUGGAUCGUCUAGUUGAACUAGGUGGAGGUGAGAACAACAAAAAUUUGCUUCUCGAACAGCUGAUAUCACGUACACAAAACCUUGAACAACAACAACACGACAGGCCAUUGGCGAAACUUCAAGACAAAAUGGACAAAAUAGCACACGAUCACGAGGACAGCUCUGAACCCGAUAAGGAGGAGGAGGAAGAACACAUUUUGUACGACGACGACGCCGAACUUAUCACCCUCGAAAAAGCAUUGGACUAUAUCCACGAGCAAUACUUCAAAGCAUACGAUAGCUUUCAAAAAAAUGAAGCACUCGGUCGCCCUGAUCUUACCACGAUAAUACCGCGGCUCAAACUCGACUGCUUGAAUGGAGUGGUUGUCUUACUUUCAGGCAUUCUACCGUUGGGCAUGAACAUGAACAACGCUGAUAUAGUCAUCUGGUGUCGCCAAUUCGGAAUGAAGGUUGUGAACGAAGUGUUGCCAGAAAUAACUCACGUUGUUUGUCGUGACCCCAAUGCCUCAUACAUGAAGACCGGACUCACACUAAAAGUCCGAAUUGCUAAAAAAACCGUUCCCGGAGUUAAAGUGGUCAACCCAGAUUGGCUCUUUGCAUGCCUCAGCCUGUGGAAGCCUGUGGCUGAGAGUGACUACUUGAUAGAGCUUCCCGAACAGGAUUGGUAUGUUUCAGAGAACGAUGUCACGAAAUACCAGACAGCAUUAGGGUCACAACAGGAAAGAGAUCAGGCUCGCAGCGCCGCAGCCGAUUCGAGACCACGCCAGGGGUCGUUAUCUUCGAUUGAUGACUACGAUUUCAACGAGGCUGACGCGGAAGUUGAUGAUUUCUUGGCUGGAAUCAGUGAUGAUGAUGAAGAAGGGGACGACUUCGAGGCUGAGGGGGACGAAAGUCUGGGCGGCAUGGAAGCAGCCAACAACGGCGGCAAUGGCGCAGGUAUGUCUUUCGUAAAAAGUCUCUAUUCGAACAAGCGCAAGGCGCCAGAGGACAAUGAGAGUGAUAACGAAGACGCAAGUGAUAACUAUAGUAACGGUGAUCACAAAAAACGCAAGACGGAAGAGGACGGUGACAAUAUCGACGAGCUUGAAAAAGAGCUUUUGGACGAACUCGAUAAUCUUGAUGAUUAG
Candidozyma pseudohaemuli is the source of this 2469-nucleotide messenger RNA. Its product is annotated as protein serine/threonine phosphatase. The transcript has a single exon. The coding region runs from base 1 to 2469 and encodes 822 amino acids. Gene Ontology annotation, cellular component: nucleus. Gene Ontology annotation, molecular function: RNA polymerase II CTD heptapeptide repeat phosphatase activity. The record is from RefSeq and is a predicted model, not a curated record. Lineage: Eukaryota; Fungi; Ascomycota; Pichiomycetes; Serinales; Metschnikowiaceae.